AUGUCAAACAAGCUUAUCAUUUUUGCUUUGAUUCCGCUCCUGUUGAUGCUAUAUCCAUACGAUACUCCGUUAUCUGGAUAUAAAGAUUCCUGGGAGAACGAUGCCAUCGACAAGAGCACCAUCCCAUAUUUACCGGAUCAUUAUCCAGGUGGUGCAUAUGUCGACUUGCCAUAUGGAAAGACAAGAUAUUGGUUAAUUGGUCCUGAAGACGGAAAAAAGAUAACGCUUGUUCAUGGCAUAGCAGCUCCUGCAGCGAUUUUCACCGACAUAGCAACAGACUUAGCGAAGAAAGGGUAUCGAGUGUUAGCAUUUGAUCUUUACGGAAGAGGAUAUUCAGCUAGCCCGUCUGCACCAAACACCGAUGCGUUGUUUGUUUCUCAGCUUGCAAUGUUGUUAGGGAAAAUCGGUUGGAAAAAGACGGAUCUUCUCGGCUUGUCAUUGGGAGGAGGAAUCGCAGUGUCAUUUACCAGAUACUUUCCGGAGCAUGUCAAUUCAUUGAUACUGCUGGCUCCCGUAGGGCUUAUGGAUACAAUUGAUAUACCUGUUUACGCGAGGGCGUUAAAAUUACCGGGAGUAUCUUCUGUUCUUGUUAACUCAUUCACGAGACGAUUGAUAGAGACUCUUCUCCGCUGGCACAUAUCUCGGAAUCCCGAUGAUUCGAAUGACUUGAGACUCAAAAAACUGCAACAAAUUUCCGGCUAUCAAUUUGCCAAUCAUCUCGGAUUUUUGAAUUCUUUUGCCUCAACAGUCAGGCAUUUUCCAUUCUCCGAUUUGGGCGAAGCGUAUGAAGCAGUAGGGAAACUGAAUAUAAAAGUGUUGAUCAUAUGGGGUGACAAAGAUACUACUGUGCCUUACGUCCACGCGGCAAAAGUCAUGUCUUACAUUCCCCAUGCUAAACUCGUCAAACUCACGGGGGAAGGACACAACUUUCACGUGUUUCGUCCAGAGUAUGUUGUUUCAAUAGUGCAUGAAUUCUUGA
Molecule: messenger RNA, 979 nt
Organism: Paraglomus occultum
Lineage: Eukaryota; Fungi; Glomeromycota; Glomeromycetes; Paraglomerales; Paraglomeraceae
Source: the annotation of a GenBank genome assembly